AUGGGUCGGGGGCUGCUCCGGGGCCUGUGGCCGCUGCACAUCGUCCUGUGGACGCGCAUCGCCAGCACGAUCCCUCCGCACGUCCAGAAGUCGGUUAAUAAUGAUGUGAUGAUCACCGAAAACAAUGGUGCACUCAAGAUUCCACAAUUGUGUAAAUUCUGUGAUGUGAGAUCUUCCACCUGUGACAACCAGAAAUUAUGCAGGAGCAAUUGCAGUAUCACAUCCAUCUGUGAGAAGCCCAACGAAGUCUGUGUAGCUGUCUGGAGGAAAAAUGAUGAGAACAUAACACUAGAGACGGUCUGCCAUGACCCUGAGCUCCUCUACCAUGGAUUUGUUCUUGAGGACGCCACUUCUCCCAAGUGUAUCAUGAAAGAGAAGAAAAUGGAUGGCGAGACUUUCUUCAUGUGUUCCUGUAACACAGAAGAGUGCAAUGACAACAUCAUCUUUUCAGAGGAAUAUUCCACCAGCAACCCUGACUUACUGUUAGUCAUAUUCCAAGUGACAGGCGUCAGCCUCCUGCCACCGCUGAUCAUCGCCAUCACCGUCAUCAUCAUCUUCUACUGCUACCGUGUCCACCGGAAGCAGAAGCUGACCCCGUCCUGGGAGACCAGCAAGCCACGGAAGCUCAUGGACCUCAGUGAGCGCCUGGCCAUUAUUAUAGAAGACGACCGCUCUGACAUCAGCUCCACAUGUGCCAAUAACAUCAACCACAACACAGAACUUCUGCCCAUCGAGCUGGACACCCUGGUGGGGAAAGGGCGCUUCGCCGAGGUCUACAAGGCCAAGCUGAAGCAGAACACUUCAGAGCAGUUCGAGACUGUGGCUGUCAAGAUCUUCCCUUACGAGGAGUAUGCCUCCUGGAAGAUGGAGAAGGACAUCUUCUCAGACAUCAACCUGAAGCACGAGAACAUCCUCCAGUUCCUGACAGCCGAGGAGCGGAAGACAGAGUUGGGGAAGCAGUACUGGCUGAUCACUGCUUUCCAUGCCAAGGGCAACCUACAGGAGUAUCUCACGAGACACGUCAUCAGCUGGGAGGACCUGUGCAAGCUGGGCAGCUCCCUGGCCAGGGGCAUAGCUCACCUGCACAGCGACCACACCCUGUGUGGGAGGCCCAAGAUGCCCAUCGUGCACAGGGACCUCAAGAGCUCCAAUAUCCUGGUGAAGAACGACCUGACCUGCUGCCUCUGUGACUUUGGGCUUUCCCUGCGUCUGGACCCCACUCUGUCUGUGGAUGACUUGGCCAACAGUGGGCAGGUGGGAACUGCAAGAUACAUGGCCCCAGAAGUCUUAGAGUCCAGGAUGAACUUGGAGAAUGUCGAGUCCUUCAAGCAGACAGACGUAUACUCCAUGGCUCUGGUGCUCUGGGAGAUGACGUCUCGCUGCAAUGCUGUGGGAGAAGUGAAAGAGUAUGAGCCUCCAUUUGGUUCCAAGGUGCGGGAGCAUCCCUGUGUCGAAAGCAUGAAGGACAAUGUGCUGAGAGAUCGGGGACGACCAGAAAUUCCCAGCUCCUGGCUCAGCCACCAGGGCAUCCAGAUGGUGUGUGAGACUCUGACCGAGUGCUGGGACCAUGACCCAGAAGCCCGGCUCACGGCCCAGUGUGUGGCCGAGCGCUUUAGCGAGCUGGAGCACCUGGACAGGCUCUCGGGGAGGAGUGGCUCCGAGGAGAAGAUUCCCGAAGAUGGCUCGUUGGGCACCACCAAAUAG
Pipistrellus nathusii (Nathusius's pipistrelle) is the source of this 1704-nucleotide messenger RNA. Lineage: Eukaryota; Metazoa; Chordata; Mammalia; Chiroptera; Vespertilionidae. The record is from the annotation of a GenBank genome assembly.